AUGUUCCAACUGAAUUUUCUCGACGAAUGGGCCAUCCGCGAAGCUCUGUUCAGGUGGCCAGAACUGCGGUGGAGAGAAACCCAGGGGCUACCACUGGGCACUUGGGUGCAGGAGGCAGAAACCAGACUGGCAGCGUGCACCCGGGCCGGGCCACGCGCGCGCCUUCUCCGAAUCCGCCCGAAGGUGCAGAAACUCACUGCGGAGGUGGAAGGCAGGCAUGCGAGGACUCGCGCUGCGCUUUCCCCCCUCCCUCCCUCCAGCCAGCGAGCCGGGGAGCCUAGCGACGGGACAGAGACGCAGAGCGCCGAGGAAGGUGCGUGCAAGCGCCCCACGGCCUGCGAGCUGCUGAAGCGCUGCCGUCUGCUCGGACGACGCUGCGCUCCCCGGGGCGUGCUCCUACCUGCCAGGCGCGGCCUCCAGCGGGCUCACCCACUGCGCGACGCCUCCUCCAGGCCCAGUACCCUGUGCCAACCCCGUGGCCGCCGCUGCCCCCGCCGGGACCGAGGCAAGUUUACAAACACCAACCCCGGGCCUGCUUCCCCGGAAGCACUUUCCCCUCCCCCUCGUCCUCUCCGCUGCACAGCUACAUCCACUUCCGGGCUGGGGAUCCUGGCCGGGCGGGGACAGCUAGCAAAGGGGUGCUGCCGAGGACGCAGGGAAUGGGGUGUAGCUGGUGCGUGAAUGGGCGGUGCCCUCGCACAGAAAGGAGGCUGGUGGUACGGCGCAUGCGCCGUGGUGCGGGCGAGUCCCACGCGGCCAUCUUGAUUGAGGGCAGGAACGGAGGCCCAGAAAUGACGGAACGGCUGGGUGCUUUUUAAAGGUUUUUGCCAGAGACUCCUCAAAAAAGCGCCAUCACUCUACCUACGUUCUUCGUGGACGUUCUCUCGGUCGCUUUUGAACCUGGUGCCCCAAACAGAGCCAGAAUAGUUCGUAACCCCACCAUUUCACGUAACUCGGCCGAGGUUGUCAUUACUUGAGGUUUCCAUCAGGCCCAGUCAGCUGGGAGAGGAAUUAAGUUUUAUAAAUUUUUUUAAAACUAUAUUUUAUUUAUUUUUUACAGAGAGGAAGGGAGAGGGAUAGAGAGUUAGAAACAUCGAUGAGAGAGAAACAU
This is a messenger RNA of Myotis myotis, 1111 nucleotides long. RefSeq lists its product as uncharacterized. The coding region runs from base 1 to 681 and encodes 226 amino acids. The transcript is spliced from 3 exons. The record is from RefSeq and is a predicted model, not a curated record. Lineage: Eukaryota; Metazoa; Chordata; Mammalia; Chiroptera; Vespertilionidae.